Molecule: messenger RNA, 1317 nt
Organism: Purpureocillium lilacinum
Lineage: Eukaryota; Fungi; Ascomycota; Sordariomycetes; Hypocreales; Ophiocordycipitaceae
Product: sphingosine N-acyltransferase lag1
Biological process (GO): ceramide biosynthetic process
Cellular component (GO): membrane
Molecular function (GO): sphingosine N-acyltransferase activity
Source: RefSeq, a predicted model, not a curated record
AUGGACGAGUUCACGGGCAUCGUCUCGCAGCCCCUGGCCGAGGCGGCCCGCGUCCUGGUCGCAAAGGGCCGUGCGCGCAGAUUCAGUAGCGGCGCCGCCAUGAAGCCCGAGGGCCUCGCGACCUGGUUUCUGGAGAACCAGACCCGCAUCGCCUUCAACUUGUUGUCGCUGCUGUGCUUAUCUCACGUCUGCCUGCCCAGAUCCAGGCCGUACACGUCCCAGUUCUUCUCGCUGUCUGGACACAACCCGAGCACCGGCAAGUAUGCCACGUCCACCGGGGACCUGUGCUUCGUCGCCUUCUGCGUCGUCCUCCUGACGGGGCUCCGCGCCGGCGCCAUUGACUACCUGCUCGAGCCGCUGGGCAGGCGAUGGGGCAUCUCCAAGAGCAAGGUGGUCACCCGCUUCGCGGAGCAGGCCUGGCUCGUCAUCUUCUGCGGCGUCUCUGGGCCGGUUGGGUUUUGGCUCUACCGCGCGUCGCCCUACUACAUGAGCAUGACGGCGCUCUGGACCGACUGGCCGGACCGCGAGCUGGGCGGGCCGAUGAAGGCCUACUUCCUCGCGCAGCUGGCGUUUUGGAUCCAGCAGAUUGUCGUCGUCAACAUCGAGAAGCGGCGAUCGGACCACUGGCAGAUGGUAUGGCAUCACGUCGUCACCGUCAUGCUCGUGGGCGGGUCGUACGCGUACCAUCAGACCAAGGUGGGCAACCUCAUCAUGGUGCUCAUGGACACGGUCGAGUUGUUCCUGCCGCUCGCCAAGUGCCUCAAGUACCUGGAGCGCCGCACGGCGUGCGACGUGACGUUUGUCGUCUUCAUGCUCUGGUGGUUCGUGGCGCGGCACGUCAUCUUCAUGCGCAUCUGCUGGAGCAUCUACGCAGACAUGCCGCGCGGCAUACCGCCGGCUUGCUACGCGGGCGGCAUGGACGGGCUGCGUGGUCCGCUGGCCGUACCGGACGACUGGUCCCACCUGGUGGAGCCCUUCUACCGGGCCGAGGGCAUCGUCUGCUGGUACGACGGCGUGCGGUUCGCCUUCCUCUACUGCCUGCUGUUCCUGCAGGUGCUGCUGAUGAUGUGGUUCGUGCUCAUCGUGCGGGUGGCGGUGCGGGCGCUCAAGGGCAGGGCGGUGGAGGACGACCGCAGCGACGACGAAGACGGCGGCACCGGUGAGGGCGAGGGCGAACGGCACGACGGCAAAGGCAACGGCGGCAAGAACGGCGGCAACGCCAACGGCAGCGCCAACGGACGGGGCGAACACGAGGGCGUCGUGCGCAGGCCGGCCGACAUGGCGCGCCAGAGGACCGCGGCGGAGAAGGCAAAGUGA